Messenger RNA from Fraxinus pennsylvanica, 534 nucleotides. Lineage: Eukaryota; Viridiplantae; Streptophyta; Magnoliopsida; Lamiales; Oleaceae. The record is from the annotation of a GenBank genome assembly.
AUGAUAGUUCUAAAGGGCAGAGAAAAGCUUCCUGUGGACUUUUUACCCCAAAGAGAGAAGCAUGGCGUAGAAAAGGUGAAAGAUAAUAAAGAUCCAAAUAAUUCAAGAACAGAACAGCAGAAGAGGAAACCACGCAGUCUAGAGAAUAAGGAUGAAAUGAAAGAGAGAGGGCAUUGGACUGAGGACAUGAGGGAUGAUGCACUUGAGCCUGUAGAUUUGUACAGUAGGAAUUUGACUGUAGUGGAUCUUGGUCCUAAGGCCGAGGAUGUGAAGAAGCCCAUAAACCCAUUUGUUUUUCUUGCACGUUUCCUUCUUGGAGCAAUCGCAGCAACAUAUUUCGUGCUCAUACCUAUUUAUAUGUGGCUAAAGGAUCAAAUUGUUCCCAAAGGUGUUGCAUGGUUGGCUUAUGUUGUCAAAUGUUUGGUAAAGUCCUACAAUGAGCGAAACUCUUGUUUUGUGAUGCUGAGACAUGGGCGCAAGGAGAAAGUCUUUGCUCAUUAUACAACAAAGACUAAAAUAGUUCUAAUCAAUUAA